Messenger RNA from Scylla paramamosain (green mud crab), 2981 nucleotides. RefSeq names its product glutathione hydrolase 7-like. Gene Ontology annotation, cellular component: plasma membrane. Gene Ontology annotation, molecular function: glutathione gamma-glutamate hydrolase. Gene Ontology annotation, biological process: glutathione catabolic process. The transcript has 13 exons. The coding region runs from base 113 to 1930 and encodes 605 amino acids. NCBI's taxonomy places the organism in Eukaryota, Metazoa, Arthropoda, Malacostraca, Decapoda, Portunidae. The record is from RefSeq and is a predicted model, not a curated record.
GGAAGUUGCCCAUAAAAAGGGAAGAGCCGUUGCAAAAGACAAAGCUUCCUGACAUUCACCCGUCCGUAUCCAGGAGUUAAAGUCUCUGUGAGUCUGUCAGCUGUCUGUCCCCAUGAUCCUCACAGACCACACAGCGAGCCAUGGCUACACAGAGGAGUCUGUGCUGCGGCCACACCCCUUCCACUCCUCUAAGAAGCGCCACUGCUGCCAUGGGGGUGGCGAUGGCUUCACCAUCAUCUCCACUUGCUUCUUCAUCCUCACCAUCGCCAUCACCGUCGCCCUCAUUAUCCAGAUCUACUAUGGAAGCCCUGAGGUGAUGCCCCAUGGUGCGGUGGCCACAGACGUGGAGGAGUGCAGUCGUGUGGGGGCGUCCAUCUUGGCAGCUGGCGGCAGUGCAGUGGAUGUGGCUGUUGCCUCAGUGAUGUGUCUCAUGGUUGUCCACCCACACACUGUGGGGCCUGGCGGGAGUGGUGUGAUGCUGGUACAUGACCACAAGAUGAACACCACCACUGUCAUAGACUUCCAGAGUGCAGUUCCCAGUGGCUACAACCACCAGAACCCCCCACCGGGCCCCACAGAGGCUAGGAGUGUGGGGGUGCCUGGGCUGCUGCGGGGCCUGGAGCAUGCACACCGCAAGUUUGGCAAGCUGCCCUGGGAGAAACUGAUCAGCCCAAGCAUUGACAUUGCGCGCCGAGGUUUCAACGUGUCGGCACAGCUUGAGGAUGCCCUGAAGAAGCUGAACAACACCAAGUCGAGCGGCGACACUCUCUUUCAGCAUUUUUUCUUCCCCAAAGGCCACAUGCUCAAAAAGGGAGACUUCAUCCAGAGGGAAAACUUUGCCGAACUCCUGGACAUUGUGUCAGCGCGAGGGGCAAAUACUUUUUACAGUCUGGACUUUGACCACGACAACAUCAAUGCCAUGCAGGCUGAGGGAGCCGAGAUCCAGGCCAGGGAUUUCAGGGCAUAUGAGGUGCAUGAGUUGCCCAGUGUGCAGAUGACCCUGAGGAACCACACCAUCCACACCUCCCCAGUAUUCUCAGGGGGAGCCCAGCUGCUGGCUGCCCUGCACCUCCUCAAGCAUGCCAACAUCACCACCACCACGCCCCAGCACCACCUCUACGACAGCUUCAUCCAGGCCAUCCGCAGGAGCUAUGCUUACCUUAUCCACUUGGGGUCUGGUGUGGAUGCAGGGCUGGUGAACAGGACAGAGAUUGAGACGGAGGACCUGGAUGCUGAGUUUGGUGGGGAGACAGACGCCCCGCUGCCCCGCCAACUCCUUGAGCAGGCUGGCUCUCCUGUUUCUGUGAUGGACACGUUUGACCAAUAUGUGGCCACUGUUGUAGGCCUGGGCACACACUUUGGCUCCCGCUACAUGACUCGCCAUGGCAUCCUCUUCAACAACCACCUGAGCAACCUGAUGGCCACGGCAGGAGCAGGCUAUGUCCCCAGCAGGCCUGUCACCUCCUACACCCCAGUGGUCAUCACUGACAUGAACCGGAUCUGUGGGGCAAGAGUGGUGCUGGCCAGCCCGGAGGUGGGGGCAGCAGUGCAGGUGGUGGGGCAGCUCAUCUUUAGGGACAGGCCGCUGAUCGAUGCCAUCAAGCAGCGCAGGGUGACAGUCAGUGCAGACAACAACCUGGUGCUGGUGGACGACUUGCGGAAUCACGAAGUGGCUCCAUUAUCUGGUGAUGUGAGAAACUAUCUGGAGGCGCAGAACAACACCCUGCGCAUCCUGUACCCCCCCUAUGCUGGUGUCAAUGGCAUCACCAAGGACAAGGAUGCCCUCACCUCCUGGUCAGACUCCCGAGGCGGUGGUGUGGCCCAUCGCCUGGAGCCCCCCGUGAAGCCCAAGCCAGAGGAGACGCAGACACCUCCUCCCACACCACCACCUGAGGUUGUCACCCCAGGGGAGCCAGUGAUGAUGCCCUAGUGGUUGGUCAGCAGCUCUGGGAUCCUCAGUGGGAGGUUUUUCAAGAAAAUGUCAUCUGCAUAUAUAUAUUAUCUUCAUUUUGAGUAACAUCCUGGAAUCAUUACCUUUGUUAAACUUUUUUUUCUCCAUCUCUCUGUUUUCUUGCUCUUGAUCUUAGACUUUUAUUUUUUAUUUUUUUAGCUUAUUUGUUACCAUCUUUCAAAUCCUCAUUCAUGUUUAUGUUGUGUAUAUCUGUAAUACCCUGAAAGUCAUCAUCCUUGUCAAAUUCAUCAAUCUCUUCUCUACCUCCAAUGUCUGUUUUCUUGCUACUUUCCCCUCUCUCUCUCUCUCUCUCUACUGUCUUUUAAAACCUCUUUCAUAUUUCUGCCAUCAUUUAUAUUUAUAUGUCAAAAUCAUCAAUCUCUUCUCUACCUCCAGUAUUUGCUUUGUUACCACUAAUCUUAGACUCUCCUUUAAUUGCAUGUUAAUAUCUUUCAAAACUUUCAUAUUUCUGUUAUCUAUAUGUCCACUAAACUUUCUGUAUCAGUAUCUUUUUCUUCCUGGUUGAUCUAUCUUAGAUUUAUUGCAAUUUUCUUUAGUCUCCUCUCUUUCAGAACCUUUUCUCACAAAAUAGGUUCUUGUACGAGCACAUGUAUAGCACAUGUAGUUGUAUCAAUGGUCUUGAGAUUAAGAGUAACAUCAGCCACAGUGGCAGUGAGUGUGUUGUGUUACUCAGUGACUGUUGAUUGUGACAACAUCCAGUGAUCUGUCCUGUUUUUAUUUUCAUUUUGUUAGGCUCUCUAGAUUACAAAUAGUUUUAUAACAAAAUGAUGUGGAUAUAUAAUUUUUAACAGGUUUUCUUUGUUAACCACUUUCCGGUGCUUGAUAUAAUUUUUAGGGUAAAGAAUUAUAUAAUUUUUAAGAUGUUAAUAUAUUUAUUGAAUAUCAGAGACAGUAACCUUUCAAACCUUUCAACCAUUGAGGUUGAAGGUAGGAGUUGUCUCUGAUAAACUAUAUUCAUGUGGUACUAAAAUAAACGUCUGGUAUAAAAUUUGUUACAUUACUUGGAUAA